This is a messenger RNA of Penicillium brevicompactum, 2121 nucleotides long. RefSeq names its product ATP-binding cassette long-chain fatty acid transporter PXA2. Gene Ontology annotation, biological process: peroxisome organization; very long-chain fatty acid catabolic process; long-chain fatty acid import into peroxisome. The record is from RefSeq and is a predicted model, not a curated record. Bases 1 to 2121 code for a protein of 706 amino acids. Gene Ontology annotation, molecular function: ATP hydrolysis activity; ABC-type transporter activity; ATP binding. Gene Ontology annotation, cellular component: peroxisomal membrane. The transcript has 4 exons. NCBI's taxonomy places the organism in Eukaryota, Fungi, Ascomycota, Eurotiomycetes, Eurotiales, Aspergillaceae.
AUGGCCGUUCAGUCCAAACUGCUACCGCCCGAACGUUCCGUCAAGCAGAUCCUCUCAAGUCUCACGUCCCUCUAUCUCCGAAAUCGUACCCGUAUCUCGCGCGGCGUAUAUCUCGCCCUUUUCGCCGCACUUGCCAAACGCAUCCAUAAUGCCAUCUCGGAGCAGAAAGCCGCGUCUCAACAGGUCGAGCUGCGGCGCCGACCCGGAACCAGCAGCCUUGGCGAGGAGGAACAACCCCGCAAGAAGCGCGUGGAGAUCAACCGGGAGUUCUUCAAGAGCCUGCUUCGCUUAUUGAAGAUCGUCAUCCCAGGAUGGCGCAGUAAAGAGCUACGUCUCCUGGUGAGCCAUAGCGUGUUUCUGGUGCUGCGCACGCUGCUCAGUCUGUAUGUCGCCGAGCUGGAUGGUAGGCUCGUGAGCAACCUGGUACGCGGCAAAGGGAAGGACUUUUUGCUCGGUCUGUUUUGGUGGAUGAUCGUAGCUGUUCCCGCAACUUUCACAAAUUCUAUGCUUUCAUACCACCAAUGCAAACUAGCACUCAGCUACCGGAAGCGCCUUACGGAAUACAUACACGACAAGUACUUGUCAAAUAUGACAUUCUAUGCCAUAUCCGCCUUGGACGAUCGGAUUAAGAAUCCGGAUCAGCUUGUCACAGUGGAUGUUUCGCGCUUCUCGGAUAGUUUGGCAGAGUUGUACUCCAACCUGGCCAAGCCGGUGCUCGACAUGGCAAUCUACAACUACUCCCUCUCCAAAAAUGUUGGAGGCGAAGGACUGUUCAUCAUGAGUCUGCUAGUGCAGCUGUCGGCCAAUGUCAUGCGUAUGCUGACCCCGCCAUUUGGCAAGUACGUUGCCGACGAGGCUCGACUGGAGGGCGAGUUCCGUUUCCUCCAUUCGCGGCUCAUUGACUACAACGAAGAGGUCGCCCUUUAUCACGGCCACGAGGCCGAGAAGGAUACUCUGGACAAGGGCUACUUCACCCUCAUCAAGCACGUGAACCGAAUCUUGCGCCGGAGACUUUACCACGGGUUCAUGGAGGACUUUGUGAUCAAAUACUUCUGGGGAGCCUUGGGCUUAAUGCUGUGCAGUGUUCCUGUGUUCUUCAAGAUUCCUGGCCAGGCCACCCAAAGCAUGGGUGAUCAUACAGAGAGCUUUGUGACCAACCGCCGAAUGUUGCUUUCCUCGUCUGAUGCUUUCGGUCGGCUAAUGUUCUCUUACAAGGAGAUCUCAGAGCUAGCCGGCUACACCUCACGUGUCUCUUCAUUAUUAGAAGUCAUGGAUGACUUGCUCGCUGGGAGGUUUGAGAAGAAACUAGUAUCUUCCGCCUCCACCGAGGAAAACGCAGAGGUUCUUUCUGGCAGAGGCGAGGUCGAGGAAAGCGAUGUUAUCGAAUUCACAGACGUGCCAAUCGUAUCACCAAAUGGUGAUGUGCUCGUGCGCAAGCUCUCCUUCACCGUUCAUCCGGGAGACCACCUUCUGAUUGUUGGGCCUAACGGUUGCGGUAAAUCGUCUCUGUUCCGAAUUCUUGGCGGUCUCUGGCCGGUAUACGGAGGCAAGGUGAAGAAGCCCCGUUUCGAGGAUAUCUUCUACAUCCCCCAGCGACCGUAUCUGUCCCGUGGCAGCCUGCGACAGCAAGUCAUCUACCCAGAUGGUGUUCGUGAGAUGCGCGCCAAGGGUAUCACCGAUGAUGACCUUUACGAGGUCCUGUCAGUGGUUGAAAUCGCGUCCGUCGUAGACCGCCCUGGAGGCUGGGAUGCGGAAGAAGAGUGGCGCGAUGUUCUGUCCGGUGGCUUGCAGCAGCGCAUCGCUAUGGCCCGUCUGUUCUACCACCGUCCCAAGUUUGCCAUCUUGGACGAGUGCACCUCCUCGGUGACGUUAGAAAUUGAGAAGGUUAUGUAUGAGACAGCUAAGAAACUCGGCACCACGCUCAUGACCGUGUCGCAUCGGCGCAGUCUCUGGAAGUAUCACCAGAAGAUUCUGCAAUUUGAUGGAGAGGGCGGGUACAUUUUCACCGGAUUGGAUUGGGAGCGACGAUUGAAACUUGAAGACGAGAAGGAAGAGUUGGAUCUUCAACUGCGGGCUGUUCCGGAAUUACAACGCCGGGUUGUUGAAUUAACGGCGAAUUAG